UUUCGCCUGGGCUCACAGCGAUGGCACGCGUUCGUCGGUUCGUCCGCCCUCAGUGAAGCAAGAAUGAGCGGGCCAGGCAGCAGAUUGUCGGCAUUCAGAUCCCACCUGUCACCGGUCGCAUCUCCAUCAGCCAUCUCACUCUCGCCGACGGUCUCUUCAGCUGGUGCACGUCAUGCAUCGACGAGCAAGCCUCCGAGGCAAGAGCCAGAAGCGAACGCAAAGUACUACAGAUACUGGCUCCCCUUCCAGUCCAGAUGGGCAGAUAACGAUAUGUAUGGGCAUAUGAACAACGCACAGUACAGCUUCUACUUUGACAGUCUGAUCAACCAGUAUCUGAUCGCGCGAUGUGGCCAAACGCCAACAUCAACAGACAAGCCAAUCGGCCUCAUCAUCUCCUCGAGCACAACCUAUCUUUCCAGUCUGGCUUUUCCAUCGCCCUUCAUGGCCGCUCUCAGCGUCGACAAGAUCGGUCGCUCAAGCGUUCGAUACCGUGUAGCACUCUUUCCCGCACGCGCCGCCUCGCAAACAGGUCAAUCCGGCGCGUUGGCGAAAUCAGAGCAAGAUCGGGUGGGCAAAGUGUCGCUUGAACUCGAAGGCGAACAAGCAGCUGCCUUUGGAGAGCUCACGCAUGUCUUUUGUGAUCCUGUCUCUCGUCGGCCGACGGACAUUCCGCCAAACGUGCGCAAAGGACUUGAGGAACUGUUGGUGCCGUAAUGCAGAUGGUCGCAACGACUAGCAUGUACUCGAAGAAGUAUACAUCAUGCAAUGAUCAGCCGACAGCGUAGCGCGAACGUGCACGAAUGGCAGGUCCUCUAGCCAUGAGAAGCCAGGGCAGUGGCACGAGCACAAUAGACACGCCGGCCAGAAGGCCGC
This is a messenger RNA of Mixia osmundae IAM 14324, 873 nucleotides long. RefSeq lists its product as uncharacterized. The coding region runs from base 64 to 714 and encodes 216 amino acids. NCBI's taxonomy places the organism in Eukaryota, Fungi, Basidiomycota, Mixiomycetes, Mixiales, Mixiaceae. Gene Ontology annotation, molecular function: fatty acyl-CoA hydrolase activity. The transcript has 3 exons. Gene Ontology annotation, cellular component: mitochondrion. The record is from RefSeq and is a predicted model, not a curated record.